GGGUCACAUGCUGGUGAGCUCUUGUCACUCUCUCAACCCUGAUCCCUUCAGGCACCAGUCAGUGCAGCUCAGCCAUGGCCAAGGCGGCUCCACGCACCGUGCUGAUCACCGGCUGCUCCUCGGGCAUCGGGCUGCGGAUGGCUGUGCAACUGGCCCAGGAUCCAAGCAAGCGAUUUCAUGUCAUCGCCACCAUGCGCGACCUGCGCAAGAAGGACAAGCUGGAAGCAGCUGCAGGGGACACACUCAACAGGACACUCAGCAUCCAACGCCUUGAUGUCUGCAGUGAGGAGUCUGUGACCGAGUGCAUGAACAGCCUUCCUGAGAAACGGCUGGAUGUGCUGGUGAACAAUGCUGGCGUGGGGCUCGUUGGCCCUGUGGAGUCCAUAUCUAUUGACGACAUGAAGCGUGUCUUUGAGACCAACUUCUUUGGGGCCAUCCGCAUGAUCAAAGCAGUUCUCCCCGAGAUGAAACGGUGUCAGAAAGGGCACAUUGUGGUCAUCAGCAGUGUCAUGGGAUUGCAAGGUGUCCCCUUCAACGAUGUCUAUGCUGCCUCCAAAUUUGCCAUGGAAGGUUUCUGUGAAAGUCUAGCUGUACAGCUCCUCAAAUUCAAUAUCUUCAUCUCUCUGGUGGAGCCUGGUCCAGUGAACACUGAGUUUGAAAUGAAGCUGAUGGAGGAAGUGGCACGCUCCGAGUUCCCGGGAGCUGACGCUGCCACUGUGCGUUACUUCAAGGAGAUCUAUCUACCAGCCUCGCACGAGAUAUUCACUACCAUGGGUCAGACCCCUGAGUCUGUGGCUAAGGCUGUGGUGAAUGUAAUCGCUAAGGAGCGCCCACCGUUCCGGACACAGACAAACACUCUGUACACCCCGCUGGUGGCCCUGAAGUAUGCAGACACCUCAGGGGAAUUGUCCGUCAGCACCUAUUACAACCUGCUCUUCCGCUUCACUGGCCUUUUCCACCUCAGCAUGAGUUUCCUCAGAUGCAUCACCUGCAGCUGUUUUCGGCGCCGGGUCACCCCAGCCUGAGAAGAUUGGGGGGGGGGGGCUUGAUGGUAGUGUGGCCAUGCCUCUCUGCCUUUCCCUGCUGUGCUGCUUUGAGACAGCCGGGUUCACCUAGACGUACGUGAGAUUCUUUGCUGCAAACCCAUCUGCCCUUCUUUUAAAGUCCCUGGGUUCCGGUGACUUUGCAGAUGAGGAGCGACAGUGGGGAAGGAGGUGCCAGGAGGUGAAGGUGAUGAGUUGUUUGGGAUGCAGGCAGCUAGACUGGCAGGCAUGAAUCCUAGGCAAUGUGGGAAAAUGCUAACCCUGUGCAGCAUCAUGGCCUUACACUUCAUGGUAACAGCAAUCUAGAAUGUAAUUUCUGUAAACCGCCCAGAGAGCCCUGGCUAUGGGAGUGGUAUAUAAAUGCAUAAAUAAAUAAAUAAAUAAAUAAAUAAUAAAAUGUGUAGAGACGGUCAUAAUAUAAAAUUAGAGGGAAGGAAAUGAACCCUCACAUUCUGGUAUCCUUCCUGUUUUCAGGCUCUAUAAAUAGAAUGGUAGUAAGUGAGAUUGAUAUUUUAUGGACUGUAAAAGCUCCAUCCUACAUGGCAGAGAGCAAAUGUCUUGGGCUAAUGUGAAGCAGGUACUCAUGCAUCUCAGUCACAGGAGAUCCAGAAACAAAGGAGAGUCUAAUGGCACCUUAAAGGCUAACAAAUUUAUACCAGCGUAAGUUUUCAUGGGUGCCACAAAACUGUUCUUAUUGCUGCAAUAGACUAACAAAGCUACUCUGUGGAAAUUGUAACAGGAGAUCCAUAUACACCAAGUGGCCCGAGAGCUUGCGGCUCUCACUGCAGAUGAGAAACAUGAGUCCUGCUUUGCACACUAUGAAGUUUUUCGUUACUUCUCUGUAUAUAUGAAUUGGUGUAUUAAUUGGUGAUUGCAAUAUCUAUCAUGUGAACUCCACUGGACUCCACCAUGGUGAAUGUGGCUUUUUGCUUUAUUCACCAUGGUUAACGCCAUGGGUUAAGGUGUCUUCUGAACAGUCUGGCUUUCGGCUUAACCACUGUGGUUAAAGCCAUGGUUUAAGGUGUCUUCUGAAUGCAGCCACUGUCAGCCUCUACAAGGGUAGCUGCCACACACCGCAGGUACUUCAGGUUGCCACACUUCAAUCUCAGCAAGCAGUGAAGAGGUCCAUCUUGUGACCUUUAUACAUAUAUAAGGAAAAUCAUGAAUGAUGCUCUUGACAUGGGCCUGGGAGAGUUAGCCCAUGACUGGUGCUGUUUUCUUGUUCAGGUUUGUAAUGAGCAGCGCUGCUGGUGCCAUUCCAAAAUGUUCUCCAUUCAGGUCAAACGGCCAGCUUGUCAUUUGGAGCUUUUGUGCAGAGAAUGCAAGACAGAGGUCUGAGCACUGGGAAUGCUUAUGCCGGCUUAUUUGCCAGAAGGGGAGGCAGUUGCACGUCUUAGUCACUUGCUUGAUGAAUAGAUUAAAAACCUCUCAGUUGAUUAAAAAGGUGCCACCAGGUAGAUUUUCUUUAGAGCAGACUUCCCAAAUCUGGGGUCCUCCAGUUGUGUACAACCCCCAUCAUCCCCCAGCUAUCCAUGCUGGCUAGGGGAUGCUGAGAGUUGUUUUCCAACACAUCUGGAGAAUUUCCUUCUUCUUUAAAUGUAAGUACUUUCAGGAAUUGCAGGUGGAAAAUAUCAGUACUCAGGAAGAGGCACCCUCCCACUCCCUCUCAGAGAUAGGGAUGUCUCCUCUGCUAUUUCACUUUCUGCAUCAGAUGUGGUCAUUAUCUCAGAACUAGGUUAGCUCCAGUUUCUCAGUAUGCUUGGGCAAGGAAGUUGAAGUCAGUCCCCUGCAUGCCCCCCACCAUUCGUUGUGUGCGCUCAUAUGUAAAUGUUUACACACUCCUCCCGUGGCAAGCAAGAGAGAGCAACUGUCACUGCUGAAUACCUCUCCUGCUGGAGCCAAUGGGUUGUACUCAUUGUAAAGGUGAACAGAUAGACUGUGCUGGGCAGAAGACCAAUGGGUUAUGUAGUUAGCCUGAUAUCAGUGAAUACAAAUUCUGAAUGUCAACGAACCUUAGCAGGCCACCUGGAGGCCAAGGGAGGGGUGAAACGCAGGUCAGAAGGGUAAUCCUGUUUAGCACUGAUAUGCACCAAGUCUGCAUCACAAAGGCCCUGGCUGAGCCGCCUGGGGCGUGGGGAGAAGGGCAGACAGCGGUUUUUAAAAAGGCGGCAAGCCUUGGCGCCAAGAAGGAGGGGGGAGGGUGAAAGCAAACAAGGGGAAAAGGUUAUUUAACUGAGAGCCCAUCCUAGAACUCCUGUGCUGAUCUUACCUCGCCAAAGGAUGCGGAGAGAACCAUGAUGAGAGAGGCAAGGCCCUACCAGCGAGUAGGUAGCAACAGUUAAGGUUUUAUUAUUUUUACGUUACUGGGUUUUUUAUGCUAUGCAUGUUUCAAGUUAUUCUUCAUUAUUUCCCCCAUGUAUUUACCCUACCCUUAAUCUUAAUAAAGCCUUCUGCUUUACA
This is a messenger RNA of Elgaria multicarinata webbii, 3503 nucleotides long. RefSeq names its product retinol dehydrogenase 8 (gene RDH8). Bases 75 to 1025 code for a protein of 316 amino acids. Gene Ontology annotation, molecular function: estradiol 17-beta-dehydrogenase [NAD(P)+] activity; all-trans-retinol dehydrogenase (NAD+) activity. The record is from RefSeq and is a predicted model, not a curated record. The transcript has 6 exons. Gene Ontology annotation, cellular component: cytosol; cytoplasm. Gene Ontology annotation, biological process: estrogen biosynthetic process; retinol metabolic process. Lineage: Eukaryota; Metazoa; Chordata; Lepidosauria; Squamata; Anguidae.